UCUCCUUCCCCUCAGCCAGGGCGCGAGAGCCGAGGGGCGAUGGACCAAAGCGAGCGAGACUGGCACCAUGACAUUCGCGCGCCUCUUCCUGGCGGCGGUGGCGGCUCUGGGGACACUCGCUGAACCGGGCGCUUCGGAGCCGGCUCGCUCGUCUCCCCCAUUCCCUUUGGCCCCGCGGGGCUCUGCCCACCGGCCGCCUCUGCCGCGCUCCCCGCCGCCUCUGCCGCUCCAGCACCACCAGCCCGCCGGCGGCUGCCCGCGAGGCGGCGGGCGCUUCGUCAACGUCACCGAGUCCGGCGCCGAGUGCCUGCCCUGGGCGGACGUGCCCACCUUCCUGGAGAAGACGCCUCAGGGCAGAGGGCUGCGAGGGCAGCGCAACUUCUGCAGGAACCCCGACGGCAGGAGCAGGCCCUGGUGCUUCUUCAGGAACAGCCGCGGCAGGGUCGACUGGGGCUACUGUGACUGCAGGCAAGGUUCUGUGAGACUUAAAGGUGGCAAAAAUGAGUUUGAAGGCACAGUUGAAGUUUAUCUGAACGGAAUAUGGGGAACGAUCUGCAGCAAUCAUUGGGAUGAUACUGAUGCAUCAGUGAUAUGUCAACAGCUUGAACUUGGGGAGAGAGGCACAGCGAAGCACACCCCAUUUUCUGGACCGGGCCUUAUCCCUGUUUACUGGAGUGAUGUACAUUGCCAUGGCGAUGAAGAAAACAUCUUACUUUGUGAAAAAAGUGUCUGGCAGGAUGGAAUGUGUCCUCAAAAUAUGGCAGCUGCUGUUGCAUGUGGCUUUUCCCAUGACCCUGAUUUUAUCCCAGUCCGACUGGUUGAUGGAAGCAGUGCUUAUGAAGGAAGAGUAGAAGUGUAUCAUGCUGGUCACUGGGGAACCAUCUGCGAUGACCAGUGGGAUGAUGUGGACGCUGAGGUAGUCUGCAGGCAGCUUGGCCUUGGGGGGAUUGCCAAGGCAUGGAGCCAGGCUUAUUUUGGAGAAGGCUCAGGUCCUGUGCUGUUGGAUGAAGUGCGUUGUACAGGAAACGAGCUGUCUAUAGAACAAUGUCUAAAGAGUUCCUGGCAAGAACACAACUGUGGCCACAAAGAAGAUGCAGGAGUUUCCUGCACUCCUCUAACAGAUGGUGCCAUCAGACUGGCAGGUGGGAAAGUCAGUCAUGAGGGACGUCUGGAGGUGCUUUACAACGGACAGUGGGGCACCAUCUGUGAUGAUGGGUGGACUGAACUGAACACACAUGUGGUUUGCCGCCAGCUGGGCUUUAAGAAUGGGAAAAGUGUCUCAGAACACUACCCAGAAGAGAACAUUGGACCCAUCUGGCUGGAUGAUGUCAGCUGCUCAGGAAAGGAGUCUGCAAUCCUCCAGUGUUCAAAGAGGGAAUGGGGAAAGCAUGAUUGCAGCCACAAAGAGGAUGUUGGGAUAAGUUGCUAUAGAGAUAACGACAGCCACAGAGCAUCACUGGGGCCUCCUAUCAGAUUGAUGGAUGGUGAAAAUAAGAAAGAGGGCCGCGUGGAGAUCUUUAUCCAUGGCCAAUGGGGGACAAUUUGUGAUGAUGGAUGGUCCGAUAAGGAUGCAGCUGUGGUAUGUCGACAACUUGGCUACAAAGGUUCUGCACGAGCAAGGACCAUGGCAUAUUUUGGAGAAGGAAAGGGCCCCAUCCAUGUGGACAAUGUGAAAUGUACAGGAAAUGAAAGAUCUCUUGCUGACUGCAUUAAACAGGAUAUUGGCAGACACAAUUGUCGUCACAGUGAAGAUGCGGGGGUGAUCUGUGACUACCUUAGCAAGAAGGCACCUGCAAACAGUAAUAAAGAUUCUCUUUCUUCUGUGUGUGGUUUGAGGUUACUGCAUCGUCGGCAGAAGCGGAUCAUUGGAGGGAAAAAUUCUUUAAGAGGUGGCUGGCCCUGGCAAGUUGCUCUGCGCUUGAAAUCAUCCCAUGGUGAUGGAAGAUUGCUGUGUGGUGCGACUCUCAUCAGCAGCUGCUGGGUGCUUACGGCAGCACACUGUUUUAAGAGAUAUGGCAAUAAUACUCGGAGUUAUGUGGUGCGUGUUGGAGACUACCACACAUUAGUGCCCGAGGAGUAUGAGGAAGAGAUUGGAGUACAAGAGAUUGUGCAACACAAAGAAUAUAGGCCUGAUAGCAGUGAUUAUGACAUUGCGCUAGUGAGACUGCAAGGACCCGAAGAGCAGUGCGCUCGCUUUAGCACCCAUGUCUUGCCUGCUUGUUUGCCACUCAGACGAGAGAGGCCACAGAAAACUGCUCCCAAUUGUUAUAUCACUGGAUGGGGUGACACAGGAAGAGCUUACUCAAGAACAUUGCAACAAGCUGCCAUCCCUCUACUUCCUAAAAGAAUCUGUGAAGAACGCUAUCGGACAAGGUUCACAGGAAGGAUGCUUUGUGCUGGUAGCCUCCAAGAGCAAAAGCGUGUGGACAGCUGCCAGGGAGACAGUGGUGGGCCACUCAUGUGUGAGCGCCCUGGAGAAAGUUGGGUUGUAUAUGGGGUGACCUCCUGGGGUUAUGGCUGUGGAGUCAAAGACUCUCCAGGUGUCUAUACCAAAGUUUCCUCUUUUGUACCUUGGAUAAGAAGUGUGACCAAACUAUGACCAUGUUCACACCACUGACCACUAACAGCACAGGCAAUACAAAGCUGUACACAUUUUUCUGUGUAUGCUUAUUUUGUUGGAUAUGGUAGUUCAUCUUAAAGUAAUGUCGAAUUACAUUGAAACACAGGGGGAAGUAAUAUUGUGUCCCCCUCGUCAAUGAAAUCCCCAACAAAGAGCAAAUUCAAAUACAGUAAUUGCACAAAUAGUUCUCGAUAUACAUAUGAACAUGACCUGUCCUAUUUAACUGUGUAAAGUAGUAAAAGAUCAAUGUGCAAUAUCCAUAUACAAGAUUUAUGAGAAUACACUUUUUAGACAGAGUAAAAUAAAGCUUCACUGAUUUACACUCAUCAUACUGGCUUGUAAUAUAUAUAGCAGACAGGCCUCAUUUUGUACUCAUUUGUAAGAGCUUUUCUUUUUGUCUUUCUGCAAGGCUUCAGACACACUAGACCAGGCAUAGGCAACCUUGGCUCUCCAGAUGUUUUGGAACUACAACUCCCAUGAUCCCUAGCUAACAGGGCCCAGUGGUCAGGGAUCAUGGGAGUUGUAGUUCCAAAACAUCUGGAGAGCCAAGGUUGCCUAUGCCUGCACUAGACUGUGCUUACUACUCGCUUUUCAUUAGAUUUACAUGACCUAGUAUUAAGCUAUUCUUUUCAGACAAAUUCUUCCAGGAUCCCUUUGCAUGAGGCUAUAGAAGAGACUUCAUGACUCAAACCAUUAUGUAGCACCCAGAAUGGACUUUAAUGAAUUAUACAAAUAAUCAAUUUUACUUCAUCCCGAGUUUCAAGUUUAAUUAUAAAAUAGGAAACUGCAUUAUUUAUCAACUGUAAGAGACUCUACAACCAUUUUAAAAGUUUCUGUUCCAAUUGAGUUUUUAAAAAUGUUUUUAAAGGUAUAGCAAUAACUGUGUCAAGAGGGUGAUUGGUAGUUCUCCAUCAACUGCUUAUAUACCUGAGAUUCCUAAUUGCAAUGUGUUGGCCUUUGGGGGCUUCUAGUUGUGAUAGGUGUGCAUCUAUGUACUCAGCGAUGUUUCUACAUGUAUGGGCAUGUUUUGUUGCAUUUUUUACCUAAUACCUCAGCAUCAUUUGAAAAAUACCUGGGUUUGAAAAGAACCCAGAUAGACUAGUUUAUAUGGGGAGAAUGUCAAUGCAAUAAAUAUAUAAAUCUCCAAGAAAAACAUUUGGCUUUGUAUGGCAAAGUAUGCAAAUGUGGCAAAGGGCUAUGCCUAACUUAAACAUAAAUUUUGUGCUCUAUAUGGAUACUUCUCAGUUUAUACAGUGGUACAUUGGGUUAAGAACUUAAUUUGUCUGGAGGUCCGUUCUUAACCCGAGGUACCACUUUAGCUAAUGGGGCAAUUUCUGUUCUCAUCCUGAAGCAAAGUUCUUAACCCGAGGAACUAUUUCUGGUCUAGCAGAGUCUGUAACCUGAAGCAUCUGUAACCCAAGGUACCACUGUAUAGCUUCCUGUAACUUUCCACUUGGUACUUGAUUUUAUAUGUUAGGCAGGCUUUACCCUGAUGAAACAAAACAUUCUUUAAUGCAAUGUACACUGCUAAAUUGUUUUUAAUAAACAAUAGCUACCUAAGUACAGGGGCUGAGAGAGGUCUUCUAAAAGUUAUGUUGGACAUUCAAGGUGCUAGGCUACUUUUCCCUUUUCAAAACUAUGCUGUAUUAAGUAUAUUUUUUACUAGAAAUGUGAUUCGAAAACUUCCCAAAUUCAACAUUUUGUUUUAAACUCAGCUGACCUUACUUGAUUAAGCCAUUUCAGUAUGUAAGCAUUUAGCAGUACAGUACUGUACUCAAAAACUCAUCUAGAAAGUAUUCAAUCUUAUCGAAAUAUUUGUCACAAUUUUAUAUUUUGAUCAAAGCCAUAAAACAUAAUUUGUACAAUAAAAGCUGUCAUUUAUUUAAGUCUUUGUUAUAAGCUUAAUCAAGUGAAGGUUUCUGUUUUAAGUGCCAAGUAGGCAAAAAACUCAAACAUGCCUGUUGUGUUUCCUAGGAACAAGUAGCUAACUGUGGCCAUCAUUUAUCUGUAUGUCCAUUUAAAAUCUCAUUAACCUUUUGUCCUUUGGGUCUUUUUGUUUUAGAAGAGCUGUUGCAAAAGCAUUAAUCUUCCCCACCCAAAUAACGGAAGUCACCUAUUAAACAAAAAACAAAACUUUUCAUAGGCUAUUCUGUUAUUUGUAAGCUUUUCAUUUGGACACAAAGAUGCACAUAUUACCGGUAUGUAGCCCAGUUA
Zootoca vivipara (common lizard) is the source of this 4834-nucleotide messenger RNA. RefSeq names its product serine protease 12 (gene PRSS12). The record is from RefSeq and is a predicted model, not a curated record. Lineage: Eukaryota; Metazoa; Chordata; Lepidosauria; Squamata; Lacertidae. Gene Ontology annotation, cellular component: membrane. Gene Ontology annotation, biological process: proteolysis. Gene Ontology annotation, molecular function: serine-type endopeptidase activity.